GUUCGCCAUCAAAAAAUCGUAGACCUGGUUUCUUAAAAAUAUCAGAAUAUCCAAAAGGACUAGAACUCGAUAUUCCUUACUAUGAAUACGGAUUUGCAAUCGAAGUCCAAGGUAAACAACAUGAAAAAUAUGAUAAGUUCUUUCAUAAAGGAGAUCUAAAUAAUUUUAUCAAACAGCAAAAACGGGAUCAGGUCAAAAAAGAUCUUUGUGAAAAGAACCAGAUAAUCCUUAUCGAAGUAUGGUAUUUUGAAGACCCACAUAUAGUCAUCCUCCAACGACUUCAAGAACUGGGCAAGAAAUUUCUAUCCUGUAGACCAUCAUUUUUGAAUGGAAUGCAACUUGAUGGAUAUAACGAAGAGUUGCAACUAGGAUUCGAAUUUCAUGGCAGGCAACACUAUAGUCUUAAUUCAAUGUUUCAUAGGAGAGGCCAGAUAGAUUUGGAUGAACAGAGAAUACGCGAUCAGAAGAAGCGGGAUAUAUGCAAGGAGCAAGGCAUAUGUCUUAUCGAAGUGCCCUAUACUGCAGAUUUUUAUCCGUUCAUUAGACAUACAUUAAUCGAAAAGGGAUAUUUGGAUGAUGCAAGUGGGUAA
Funneliformis geosporum is the source of this 590-nucleotide messenger RNA. Lineage: Eukaryota; Fungi; Glomeromycota; Glomeromycetes; Glomerales; Glomeraceae. The record is from the annotation of a GenBank genome assembly.